Molecule: messenger RNA, 2240 nt
Organism: Eurytemora carolleeae
Lineage: Eukaryota; Metazoa; Arthropoda; Copepoda; Calanoida; Temoridae
Product: type-2 histone deacetylase 2
Exons: 7
Coding region: 74-1501 (475 amino acids)
Cellular component (GO): nucleus; cytoplasm
Molecular function (GO): microtubule binding
Source: RefSeq, a predicted model, not a curated record
ACAUUCCCUUUAAUAUUCAUGGUCCACCUAGGUGCUGGCCGAGGUGCAGAGGUUGAAGGCGGAGGCCAGCAGGAUGGUUAAACUCCUCGCCCAGGAGAUGGAGGAGGAGGAGAAGGAGAUGUCCGAGGACAGAAAACGAACUUUGAACCAGGAGGUUUCCAGUCUCCAUCUCAUCCUCGAGAUGAGGACCUCUGAGCUGAGGACGCUCAGGGACAAGAACAAUGUUCUGGAGGACAAGAUGGAGAAGUUCGAAGUAAUCAAGGAGGAGUUAAAUAAAUCCAGAGCUCGCGUUGAGGAUUUAGAAGAACAGUUGAGGAUGAAGGACAGGAUGGAAAAGCAGCUAUCGUAUGAGAAGUGUGAGCUCGAGCAGAGUAUGGAGCAGAAGAGCAGAGUUGCUGAGAGGAUGAGUCAGAAUGUUGAGGAGCUUCAGUGGAGGAUCAGAAAUAAUUUUGAGUUGCCAUUGUCUGUUGUUGGAUCAGAACAGCCAUCUUCUCUUCCAGAUUGUUCCGCGCAUUCCAGGUCUCCAAUAACAAGCCCUGUUCAUAGACCUAGCAGUACCCCUCUCCCCAUCCUCGGGGGCAGAAGCCCCACCAACCUUUACUCCCCUUGCUACAGGGGCGACCAGUCGUCCAACAAGCAGCCAUCUCCCUCCGUCCUCAACCAGAAGAAUACUUUAUCUAAUGAACCAGGUUUUCCAUAUUUUGCUCCGACCCAACCCUCCUCAUCCUCCUCCACUCCUCUCUUCUCCGUAUCUGAAAAAGUGCAACCAACCUCGAGUGAGAAAUGCGGGAACAACAACCCUGAUUUAUCCAAAAAUAACAAGAGAGAAAACCAGCAAAAUAUUAAUAAGGAAACAACACCCAUCACUACCACCAUCCACAACAAUAACCCAAUGCAUACAGCAUUCAACAACAACAACAACUAUACAUCACAAAACAUUAAUAUUAACAAUAUAACCACGAGUAACACAUCUAACACAAUGCAGAGUAUGAGCCCUGCAAUCAGCUCCCCAACCCACCAGAAAUGGAACUGUUUCAGUGUUAGCAGAGAGAUGAUUGAAGCAACCUCGUUCCAACCAACGUCUCAGGAUGAGAAUGCUGCGACAAGUGAUUUCUCUCCGAGCUCGGACGGACUAGCGACGAGUCUUCCUGGAGAACAGGGUUCCGAAACCGACAAUAACCUUCAGGAGAACGACAGCGACAAAGAGCUGGACGAAGAGAGCGACAAAGAUGAUGUGGACAGCCUGGACGAAGGUUUGGGAGAUAUUUCCAGUGAGAAUGAGCACCCGGAGAGUCCACAACCUGAGAAGCUGGAUCAAGGAUCGGAGAAGGACGGAGCUCCUCUUAGUGAACGCAAACUAAGCAUCACCAGUCUUCAAAACUCUGAGAUGAAACUGGAAUUAUCCAACCCAACCGUGUCCCCCAGUAAAAUCCCGCAGAGCCCCACUAAAAACUCAGAUAACAGAUUACCGUCUAGAAUAUCCUUUGAAACCCCGCUCUAAACACUCUUAACCCAUAAACCCUUGAGUAACUGUCAUGGAAUAUCGCCUAGCUAGAAUGAUUAAAAAAUUACAAUUUUUUUUACAAAAAGUAGGCUCUACAUACUUAGAAGUGAUUGAAUUUAAUGUGAAACAAUCAAAUCUUUUUUUGUCAAUUGAACUAAAACCCCUUGCUCUUCCAUCGAAUUUUCUUUCUGGUAAUCUCUUAUACUUAAGGUAAAGGGAAAGAAUGCGUAAGUUUUUUGCAAAUGUAAUAAGAUCAGAACUAAAAGUAAUUUCUUUAAUUGUUCUAAUUUCAUUUUGUGAUAAAAUGAUGAAAUUGGUCCGGUUUCAACUUUCAGUUUACAAUCCCACAACAGGGUCGUCUUUUAUCUUUUCAUCUUUGGUAUUUUCUACAUGUUCUACAGUCUACAAGUAUAUACACCUGUCCAAGGGUAUAAUUCAUCUCUCAAAAUUCUAAACAUGAUCCACCCAUUGCCAUAACUAUUGAAAGAAUUCCACUCGUUGUAUUGCUGACGUGCAUCCUCCCCCCCCCCACAUCACAAAUGGCCAUAUCAUUGUUCAAAAUUGUCAAGACUUAAAAAAAUUGUAAUAACAUCAGGUUGAUUUUUGUUUAAGUUAAACCCCUAAAUUGAUUUGUUUUAUUUGAUAAGAUUCCUUCUAUCCCUAACCAAGAAAAAAAAUGAAUAAACCCUAGAAUUUAGGAUGAUGUUGAAAUUCAAUAAAAUUUUGCAAAACUUUA